Messenger RNA from Botrytis sinoallii, 3367 nucleotides. RefSeq lists its product as uncharacterized. The coding region runs from base 1682 to 3028 and encodes 448 amino acids. The transcript has 3 exons. Lineage: Eukaryota; Fungi; Ascomycota; Leotiomycetes; Helotiales; Sclerotiniaceae. The record is from RefSeq and is a predicted model, not a curated record.
AUAAUUAUGCAUGCAUAACAUAAAGGGCGAAAGGGCGAAAGGUCGCAGCAAUCGCGACCAUAUUCUUGAGCCGGUGAACGUGAACGCGUGGAAAUGAAUCUUCAUUCUAAUUCAAUUGGUUGAGUAGCAUUAUUAGUAUGGAAAGGCAAUAUGGUGACGAAGGUAGUAUUGUAUCGAGUAUAUCAAGAAAAGGUGGAAUCGAUUAGACAUUUAAUCGAUUGAAGUGAAGAAUUGAUCAAAUUUUUGAUGAUGUGAGGGGAAUAAUAUGAUAUGAAUUGAUUGAUAUGUACCCAGAUACUUGCAGUUAAAGCUAAAGCUGCAGGAGUGUAAUAAUAGAAAUGGACAUUUUCGUUCUUUCAUGGAUCGCGUUCUCAUGCAAGUCAUUUUUCACGAUUCGAGAACGAAAAGAACACGAAGAAUCGCCAUUUCCCCUCGAUCUUUUAAUUGAGACGCGAAGAUGUUCUUAUACUUUAAGUGAGUCGCGUUUCUCGCGAUGGGAAAGGUUUCAACUAGUUCGUACUAUGAUAUGAGAUUUCCUCAUCCCUUUCCCCCCUGGCGUGGAGAAAGAGCCACUAGUUUUGAGCAGUGGGCGAAUGGCCUUGCGGAAUUGAGAUUGCAUGAUUGAGAUGUGUCUCGCUUGUGGAUUGGUGAUCCUGGCUGGGCUUAUGAUUCUCAUGAUGGUAUCCCGGUUUGGACUUGGACGUACGGGGGGUUUGUGAGAGUGGUUUUGGGUUUCUCGGGACGUUUCGAACUCUUAUUGGGAGGGGAGAUGGGGAUUGGUGGGUUUUCGCGUGGGCUACGCGCUGGUGAUGCGUGAUUGAGUGGGAGGUAUUGGAUUGGCAUUGGAAUUGGCUAUGCAGAGGAGAUCUGAGUCGAUGGGUGAAUGCUGGAGCUAGAUGUAAGGGAAGAGAAGAGUAGAAACUUGAAUUGAUGAAUUGAGUGGAUAUGAUAUGUAUGGAUGAACAAGCAAGCAGGCAUACUCUGUACAUACUGUAUGUAUCUACCAGGUAUUCAAAAAGGGAAAUGGAAACGAGAGGCUUUCCAAUAUAGACCUGCAUUCCCCCUACUCUUCUUCUCUUUUCGUGCUCCCUCUCUAAUAUCUAUCCAUCUUGUUUUGAUCUUUCUUGAUUGUUUUGAUCUUCGUGAUUUGGAUUCCGAAAUCAAUUAAACUUUUCUUGCUUGUGUGGGGAAACAUAUUGUUUACCUUCCAUCACCUCUCGAGCCUCUUCAUAGUACAUUGUACUCUUCACCAAAAGCCAUCAAGUUGUUGCUAGCUCAAGUAGCUUGACAUAAUAACUUCCAUCUAACCUUUCCAAACAUAACAAAACGAUCCAAGCAAGGCUAAGAGCUCUCGAAUCUCGAUUUGCCGACACAGACACUCUGCACACACUGUAUUACCAUCUCCACUUUAUUCGCUCCUUUCGCGAACGCGACUGGCUUCUUUUUCUUCCUUUUCCUGCCACCACCUUUUUUGAAAUCCUUCCCACGAAAUACUCGAAGCACAGCAUCAUAGUUAAUUAUCUCCUUCUAUCCAAAUCUUGCAAAAAAUCAUUUCACUCAUUUACCCAAACUCAUUGAUAAACAAUUGAUUUACACAUCGUCCGAAAAGGAAAGAAAGAAUUGAAGAAAGAUAAACAAUCGGAAAACCCAAAUUGAUCCCUGUUCAACAGAGAUCGUAAUCAUGACUUCACAUAUGCCAAUGGGAACGGCUAGACAACCAUUUGCUCCGUUGCAUAGUUCACGUCUACAGAAUAUCACGAGUGUCAAGAAUCGUCAAAAUGCUCUAUCACCCAAUAAUACCUCUCCUAAACGCAAAGCUACAUCAUUCGAAUCCGACGAUGAUUCCGAAAAUGUUGAUCCUAUAUUCUUCGAAUCUCCCAAGCGAUCCAAGGCUGUUGAGGAAACUAAAGAUACCUACUCAAAACCUACAAGCUACUUCUUAACCAAAGCCCCUCCAUCUCCCACGGAAGCGUCGCUUACCUCUCCUCUCAAACCUAUCAAAUCUACCACUCAGCGAAAGAUACUACAAACUCGUACUCAAACACCAAAAGCCACCACCACAGUCCCAAAAUCUACACCCCUUACCGCUCCAGCAGGUCGCUCACCUACUAGAAAGCGCGUCGGAAUCCUUAACAAUCACCGUCGUGCUUCCGGUUCAAUAACCCGCGUUGAUCCUCCCAAAUUCUCCACCUCAAAGCCUAGCGGCCUUAGCUUCUCAAUCGAUGCCGCUCUUUCAGGAACCAUUCCAUCAUACGGCGCACGUCAACGUCAACGUCAAGCUCUCUCUUCCAAGGGCACGAAGGCCCAAACCUCUCAGAAAGAAAUCCCCUCCUCCCUUCGUGCACCCGAAGGCAAAUCAUCCUGGUUCUUCCAAAUUCACGAAGACACUGAAGAGGAACAUGCCACCAAUCUUAUGGAACAUAGUACUGGCAUUCUGGAUAUCUCCUCCGACGAAGAAACACUUACAAGAUUGAGAGACGAGAGAGGCAAAGAGAAUGUUCCACCUCUAGAUGACAUUUCUCAAACACGUACUUCACUUACUGCUUUCGCUUCGAGUUCUUCUUCCACGUCUAUGUCUCGUAAAGAUGAUAUGGAGAUUAGAGAAAUGAAAAUGAGGAUUAAGAUGCAACAAAAGAAACGAAGGGAAAUGGAAGAGGGUGCUAUUGAUGUUGAUAGAGCCCCAUUGGGAGAGAUGAGGAAAGAAGAUUUCUAUGCAGAAGGUUGUGAUGAGAAGAGUGUUUUCAUCAUUCUUCCAGAUCCUGAACCUGAGGUAUCGGCCGAAGAAGAAGAAGCUGAGAAAGAGACGGAGGCUUCCUUGGAACAAGAAGAACCAAUCCCAGAACCUCAAACCACAAUUCCAUUACCAGAGCCAGUAUCAAUGGCUUACACGCCUGGAAAAGGAAAAGGAAAGGGAAAAGAAAUCGACAUCGAGUUUCUCAUGCAAAAGAAAGUGGUAGAACCAAUGGAGAAACCGGAAGCGGAUUUCGUUGUUUGGGAAAGUGGAAGUGCGAAGGAUGAAAAUGAAUGAGUGACUCGUUCCAAAUGGAUUGUGUAUGAGUUCAUGAGUUUAUGUGUAUGAUUUUUUUGCGAGAGCACUAUGGGAUUGUACUUGGAGGAGUUAAUUACUUGUUUGUAGGCUUGUUUGGUUGUAUAUGGAUGGAUCAAUGGGUGGAUGGAAUGGUUGCAGGGUUACUUGGUUGCGUGGUUGUAUUCGCAUAUAUUGGCUUCUUAUCGUGUUGUUUCUAUCUGUGCUUGUGUUAGGAAGUUUGGGAAUUUUGGGAGGUUUUAGUAGACGGAAAGCUAUUUGAUAUUGCGAUUGCUACUACUAUUGGAAGAACAAAAAAAUGAGUUGAUCUUACAAGUAACA